GGUGGAAAAUCGGUACGAAAAGUCCUUCAGAAGCUAUUUAAUUCCGUCCUUCAUGGAGGUACUACUCCAGAGGCAUGGAGCACAAGUGCGGUGGCCUUGUUCUUCAAGAAAGGCGACAACGCUCUCUUGAAGUACUACAGAACAAUUUUCCUAUUAAACCGCGUCUACGUGCUGUUUUCGAGAGUCAUUUGGAAUCGUCUGGCAUACAGACUCGACGACUUCCAGCCUCCCGAACAAGUCGGUUUCCGAAAAGGCUUUAGCACCAUAUACUACAUACAUACCCUUCGGCAAAUUGUACAGAAGACCAAAUAGUACAACCUGCCACUUUGUCUUGCGUAUGUGGACUAUGAGAAAGCCUUUGAUUAUGUCGAAAUUUGGGCGGUGCUGCAGUCCCUCCAACGGUGCCAAGUGGAUGUCGGUGUAUCGGAGAACUGAAGUGUUUGUACAGUAGGGCUACGAUGGCUAUCCGAUAACAGAACCAGAGUACGAAACCUAUCCAACUACAGCGAGGUGUAAGACAGGAUGACGUAAUAUCCCCGAAACUCUUCACCGCUGCAUUAGAAGACGUUUUCAAGCUACUGGUCUGGAAAGGAUACGGUAUUAACAUCAAUGGCGAGUACAUCACUCACCUUCGAUUUGCCAACGAUAUAGUCCUUAUGGCAGGAUCGCUGGAGGACCUAAGCACUAUCCUCAAUGACCUCAAUAGUGUUUCCCAACGGACAGGUCUUAAGAUUGACAUGGAAAAAACAAAAAUCAUGUUUAUCGUCUAUGUCACACCUAUGCCGGAAAUUGUUGUAAGCACUAAGCUGGAACUUGUUGGCGAAUAUGUUUACCUGGGAGAAAUAGUCCGACUAGGUAAGUCCAACUUCGACCGAGAGAUAAAUCGACAGAUUCAACUCGGCUGGGCAGCGUUCGGGAGAUUACGACACAUCUUCUCGUUAGGCAUACCUCAAAACCUCAAAACUAGAUCGUUCAACCAGCGCGUGUUGCCAGUGAUGACCUAUGGAACUGACACGUGGUCCUUCACUGCUGGCCGUAUGAGGAAGCUUAAAGUCGCUCAGCGAGCUAUGAAGAGGGCUAUGCUGGCGUUUCUAUGUGUAAUAGACUUAAAAACGAGGAUAUCCGCAGUAGUACCAGAGUAACCGACAGAGCCCGAAGAAUUACUACGCUGAAGUGGCAAAGGGCCGGCCAUAUGGCCAUAUAGCUCGAAGAACUGACAACCGAUAGGGACGAAAGGUUCUCGAGUGGCAGCCUCGUACCAGCAGGUGAAGUGUAGGGCCUCCCCCCGCUAGAUGUUGUGACGACCUGGUAAAACAUGCAGGACGUCGAAGGAUGCAGGUGGCUCGGGACCAUGCUUUGUGGCAUUCCUUGGGGGAGGCCUAUGUUCAGCAGUGGAUUUGUGAACACUCUCUAUUCCUAACUUCGAGUUGAUACUGAGAAUUUAUUGUCUCAACUCGAGAUUUGAAACCCGGACCUCAAAAUCAGCAGUCGCUUUUACGACCACUAUACCAAAUCAUGCAUAAAUUGGCAUGACAAAUAUUCCCCCCUAAGAAGUAAUCUAUAAGGGAGUCCUAGGUUUAGCUGUGGAUAGGAACAGUGGAAAGGCUGUAUACAGUUGGAUAGCCAUCUGUAUAAGUUUUUGCCUAACUAAACGACUGGACCGACCGACGUCCAGUAGUCAGCCGUUUUUCAUCUGGCAUAAUAUUUAAAAAGGUUUUUUUUUCAGACUUUAAUAGGUGAUUUUAAAUUUGUUAAAAAUUACCUCGCGUACAUCCGCUCGAUCAAAUAAAAUGAUGUGUGUUACGUAGUUUGAAAAGCACCUCCCGCCCUCCUGCAAUUGCGUGAAGUAUCCCCGUCACCAAUAAUCCCAACACCACUACACUAAGAAAGACACACUACUGACGACAAUACGACACGUGUUUCGCCUCCACACGAGGCAUCUUCAGGUGAUGUAGACGCUGCUGAAGAUGCCUCGUCAUCGAGGGGAUGUACGCCGAUGGAAGCAGAUGGCUCGGGACCGUACUUUGUGACAUUCCUUAGGGGAGGUCUAUCUUCAGCAGUGGAUUUUUGAAGGGUUGUGUUGAUGAUGAUAAUAUUUCAACAUUUCCCCAUAAAUGAAUUACUGACUCUAUGGAGUCAUGAAACUGGUAUCACUAGUUUGUAUUUGUUCUUGGUGUUUACAGAGUGCUUUUAUAAAACUAAUUUUUGUGAAGUUAUAUUUAAUAAGUUUCGUAAAUUUACUGAUAGGGCCAUGUUAAUAUAUUUAUAUAUUUUUUGGUUUUAGCUGGUAAAUAGCUCAAGGAAUCAUAAUAGCAGAGUGUUAUCUAAGGUAAUAAUUGGUAAACACUCUCUUCUAUUAUAAUACUGUAAGUGGCGGCCGCUAAAAUUGUGUGUGAAACGCGUCCCUACGUCAUACGUCUUGCCGAAAACUGAGGCCUUUUUAUUAAACUGAGGUGACAAACAAACUUACCGUAAACCUAAUGGUGAGUAGCCCAGAGCAGUCAGUCCAUGGACACCUGCAACCAACUUCGAACAAAGAAUGCUGUAAAUACAUUAUUACCUCUGAGGACUAAGAUGGAAUGCCUCACAGCCUAUCAUUAUACUGGCUAUCUGUAUCUUACAGACUGGAACAAAGCAGUGCAAGCACUGGUUUUUGGUUACAGAAAUAAGUAAGAGGGUAGUACCUCUCCAGACUGACUACCAGAGUGAAAAGUAGUCCUACCACCUUGUAACCUAUCUGCUUGUUUAUCAGUUUGUAUGAAACGCAUGACUGGAUACAAGGCUUUUUAGUCUGUAGCAACAGCUAUUAAAUUUGUUUCUAUUCACCACCCAGGACACUCGCCCUGCUGAUUUAUAACGUGAACAAAGCUUAAAUUUGCAGUGAAGCAAAUACUGGGAAUCCUAUGUCGAAAAAGAAGCCAUACCAUUAGUGACUUAAGCUAAACCUUUUCUUAUUAAUGUUACAGGAUGGUACAUUGGAGAUAGCGGUUCUAGAUUUUCAGACAAUACAAGUGUGCAAUCCAAUCUUAGAUCUGCUGUACUUCAUCAUCAAUGGUACGGAUGAGAAGUUUCGCCAACAACACUAUCAACAGCUAAUUGAGCACUAUUACAGUGAAUUUUGUACUGCCCUACGAAGAUUUAGUUUAGAUCCUGACCUCAUCUAUCCAAAGCAAAACUUUGACAAUGACCUAAAAGAGGUGCUGCCAUUCGGUCUACUAGUAGCCAUCGUCAGUCUCCCCUUCGUAACGGUCGACGUCAAAAACGCCCCAAAGAUUGACAGUGACUUCGAAACUAAUUUCGUUGGGAUAAAAACGAGCGAUUUGUUUGCAGAAAGGCUUAACGGCGUCAUCGGCGACUACAUUAAAAUGGGAAUCUUGUAAAAUCACUUUUAAUUUAAUAUUAACUAAUGGAUAUAUUAUUGUAUAGUUAAAUUACUUAAACUACUAACUAAUAUAAAUUAUUGUCAUUGAAAAAUUCAAUAGAUGUAAUCUACCUGAGGAGUCCGCCUGAAUUUAUACCACCUUCUUGCUUAUUGCUUACUGCUCUUGCUUACAACCACUGUAUUUUGAUGGGAAGAGAGGUUGGUUUGAAGAGUAAGAUAUGUAAUAUAAUAUUUAAUGUGGUAGAGUAUGUGGUGGACCAGCACGAAUGCAACGUGAGAAUGUCAGUCUAAAGUAUAUAUACAUAUAUAAAAAAAUUGAAGUGUGUGUCUGUAAUAUCGAAAUAACUGCCUUUUAUUGAGCUGAGGUGGGUAUUUACAUGCCAUUAUGACAGGAGUGGCCAUUUGUAAAAUGUUGUCCGUCUGUCUGUCUGCUCGGACCAAUCUUCGGAAUGGCUGAACCGAUUGUGCUGAAAUUUAAGAACAAAUAGACAGCAAUGCCGUUUGAUAGUAAAUGGAUCUUAGCUUUAUUUUAUUCAAAAAACUUUUAGUUCUUUUUUGUGAUAUUGGUUAUUGAUGAUAACUUUAAAAAUCUAAAUGACACCAAAUUAAAAGAUCCCACUCAGGUUAAACUGGGAUGGGCCACUUAUAGUAUUAUAUUUUUUAUGUAUAAAUUAAUAUUUAUUAUGUAAGAUAUGUAAGAAGUCGAUGAAUGUAGAUGGCUUAGGACCGUGCCUUGUGGCAUUUCUUGGGUGGACUUGUGAUGAGCCGUAAUGAUGAUAUUGACUUAUUAUUACUUUUUAAAUACUGCGAAUCCUUCUAAAGUGAGUGGGGUACCAUGUAUAGCAGUAGACUUUUAUACCAAUAAAGAAGAGAAAGAAUACAGAAUAACAUUUUAAUGAUAAUAAUGAUGUAUAAAUGCUAUUUAAUAUACAAUUUUGUAAAUGAAAUUAAAUAAAUACUUGUAUAUA
This is a messenger RNA of Parnassius mnemosyne (clouded apollo), 4350 nucleotides long. Lineage: Eukaryota; Metazoa; Arthropoda; Insecta; Lepidoptera; Papilionidae. The record is from the annotation of a GenBank genome assembly.